Saprolegnia parasitica CBS 223.65 is the source of this 826-nucleotide messenger RNA. RefSeq lists its product as hypothetical. The coding region runs from base 56 to 664 and encodes 202 amino acids. NCBI's taxonomy places the organism in Eukaryota, Oomycota, Saprolegniomycetes, Saprolegniales, Saprolegniaceae. The record is from RefSeq and is a predicted model, not a curated record. The transcript has 3 exons.
GCGCAGUGCGCCCAACAUCGCAGUCGUUUGCGUCGCCAAUCGGUCGCACGUGACCAUGAGGCUCUCGCGUAUCUCGGACGGCCUUCAGGCUGGACUCUACGUGUGUGGCAAAGCCACGGCCGACGUCUCGCACUGCACGAUUGAGCGGUCUGCCGGUUGCGGUGUCGACAUCUCUGGGGGCGCUGCGUGCACGCUAUCGCACUCGGCGAUCGCCAACUGCAAGAAGAGCGGCAUCUUUGCGCAUGCGUUCGGCACUCUCACGAUGCGCGACUGCCGCGUGGAGAAGAACCACAUGGCUGGCGUCGAAGUGACCACCCACGCGCAUGCAAGCAUCGAGACAAGCUGGAUUGUGCGCGGACUCAAAGGCGGCAUCCUCCUGCACUCGGGCGGCCGCGCGACAAUCCAAGCCAACGUCGUGCACAAGAACGCGAUGGCAGGUAUCGAUGUCCGCGGCGUCGGAAGCGCCGCCGUCGUCCAUCGCAACCACGUCUGCAACGGCCGCGCGAGUGGAAUCUACGUCUCGGACCACGCCCACGCCGAUGUCGUCGGCAAUGAGAUCUGCGGCCACCGGCGCGCGGGCCUCGAGACAACUGGUGACGCGUCGAUCACUGCAAGCGACAAUCAAUGCGUUGGCAACGGUCGCAACGAGCUCGAAGCCAAGUAGGCGUCGUUCAGAAAGGGCUGGGUAUUUCUUGCCCUAGCCCUGGGAACCUUUGUGCGUCAUCGGUUGAAGUGCUCCUCCCUUGGAGCUCCUCACUGAUAGAUAUUAUGUAGUCGUAGGAGAUCCUUGGUGUCGAUAGUGGAGACCCGUGUUGAUCUUGUGCCA